AUGAAUAAAGAUGAAACGAUCUCUAGUAUUUCGGAUGAGGAAGUGCACCAAGGAGAAGAAACUGAAAAUUCAAAUGAGGUCCCACCUACACCAGCAAUAUCUAAAGCCAGUUCAAGAAGUUCCCAUGCAAGUAAAACUCGCCAAGGCCGCAAGAGGCUUGCAGACCCCAUUGAAUUGGAAAUUAGGAAAAAACUAAAUGAACCUUCCAAUGAAGAUGAGUCAUUCUUCAAUUCCGUUGUUCCUAUGAUAACAACAAUGUCAGAAGAGGAAAAAAUUGAGUUUAGGAUGGGAGUCCUGCAGCUAAUUCAAAAAAUUAAACGAAAUCGUCACAUAAGCACCUCUAGCAUCACCUUUUCUACUUCUCCUGUGUCUGAUUUCUCUGCAGUCUCAUCUCCGUCAUAUACUAUUCUACAAGCAGCAAACCCAUCAACGACAAACUAUCAGUCGUUUUUUCAAGAAGGGUCAUAUAUAUCAACAAGUAGCACCUCACAAGAUGUUUCACAACAUUGCCAAAAUAGUGUAUGA
Molecule: messenger RNA, 525 nt
Organism: Acanthoscelides obtectus
Lineage: Eukaryota; Metazoa; Arthropoda; Insecta; Coleoptera; Chrysomelidae
Source: the annotation of a GenBank genome assembly